This is a messenger RNA of Penicillium vulpinum, 1125 nucleotides long. RefSeq lists its product as uncharacterized. The record is from RefSeq and is a predicted model, not a curated record. The transcript has a single exon. NCBI's taxonomy places the organism in Eukaryota, Fungi, Ascomycota, Eurotiomycetes, Eurotiales, Aspergillaceae. Gene Ontology annotation, molecular function: DNA binding. Bases 1 to 1125 code for a protein of 374 amino acids. Gene Ontology annotation, biological process: transcription by RNA polymerase II.
AUGUCCAAGGAGUUUUCACCACAAACUACAAAAAAGCGUCGAUCACAGCACCUGAUGUCAACAUCUAUCGAAGCAUUAGCGGUAAAGCUGAGGAAAUGGGUCCUCGUCACCACAGAUGGCUUGAACUUCCGUCUAGUCGACAUAUCCGAUAUUCCCACAGUUGCGACUCUACGUGCAGUGAUCUGUCAAAAUCUCGGAAUUUCCGACUGUGGCAGUGCAGAAAUCUCCCUCGCUGAGCCCGGCCAACUCAAACAUGGGGAGCCCAUGAGUGAUAUCAACCUGGCAUAUUGCUGUCGGAUAAAAUCAGAUCCUGGCGCUCCGUUGAAGCUGUUCGUGCGAGGAGUAAUUUCCAGUCUUCCCCUAUUCGACAGUCCAGAAUUGCCAGUAGCAGAGAUGCCCUGCAUAUCUCCAACCGAGGCUCCAAAGUCGAGUUGGCUCUCUGGCAAUGAGCCUGAAAUACUCCAGAUUAAGCGGAAGCAGAAGGCACAAUAUCUCUCUAAAAAAGAGAAUCAUGUUGUAUCGGGCUAUAAGUGCACAGAGGUCAUUGAAAACAAGACCGGCCCACUGAAAGAGUCCCCAACAUUCGCUGAAGCAACCUCUCCGGGCCAAAGUCCAGUUCACAGUGACUAUUCUCGGGUCCAAAUAACGGUCCAAACAUCUGGCCUAGGAACUGAACUCGCCAGUAGAGAACAGGUGAACACUAACAUCGGCACACCGUCGCCUGAUCCUGUCACUUCAUCUACCGGCGGAGAGGAUGCUCCUUUAGAGCUUGAUCAGCCUACUGCACUUUGUUCUCCUACCUCGCCCGCUUAUUCUCCUGUUUCACCAUCUUUCUCUCCUACCUCACCCGCUUAUUCUCCUACCUCGCCAUCUUAUUCUCCUGCAUCGCUCUCAAACAGAGAGGCUGGCGGAUCUCUUCUGCAUUAUUCUCCCCAGUCUCCUGUAUUCUAUUCCCCUGUGCAAUCAAGAGGGAAGCCCGACGAGGAGUUUGAUGACGAAGCCAAAGGAAACACUCAUUCAGAUUCUCCCUCGGCGACGAAUACAGUGAUUACGCUACCAGCGAGAUUUGAAGACUUACUUUUGCGCUGGACCAAGCUCGGGUUGAAUGAAGUUGAAGCGCUCUAA